This is a messenger RNA of Theobroma umbraticum, 1247 nucleotides long. RefSeq lists its product as uncharacterized. NCBI's taxonomy places the organism in Eukaryota, Viridiplantae, Streptophyta, Magnoliopsida, Malvales, Malvaceae. The record is from RefSeq and is a predicted model, not a curated record.
UCUUAUUUUGGAUUAUUUCAUGGUCUUUUUCUCCUAUUUAGAUGAAGCUGAGGAAGCGAUUUUUGCAACGAAUGCGAUUUGAAAAGCAAAAAAAAAAAUGAAGAGUCAUUUGAAUGAGAAUUCUGAAGUGGAGGAGAAGCACUCGUCGGAGGAAAAAUGGAGUCAAUCGAUGAGAGUUAGUGGUGAACUCAGACGGCGGAGACGGCCAGCUCCACAUUCUGGCACGAACUGGUCCGAGUUUACUGGUACGACCCGCAUCAGUAAGGUCCGUUGAAUUUGGGUGCUUUUCCAGAACAGCUACCGACUGCCAAUGAAAAUGAACCAAAUUCGGGCCACCAAGAAAAUUCCUGUGCUAGAGAUUGCUCAUGAUGGAACGAUUGCUAAUGGUAUUUCAUCUAAGGAAGACCAACUCCCUAACAAUCGUAAUGGCUGGGGUUUAAAGGAUGCUAGUGAAGCAAAUGCUAACAGCGAAAAUGAUCCCAAGCAGGUAACGCUAGAAAUUGAUCAUGUUGAAAGAGAUUUCGGCAGCCAAAAUAUUCAAGUGUCCAAUGGUGAUGAAAAAAACGGAGGCAGUAACAAUCACGAUGACUCGAGUUUCAAGGAUGUUGUAACAUGGGUUUUCCCUAUCACAAACUUGACCCUGGAAUUCCCUUCAACGGUUUUCGAUCAGCUUUCCUCCAAAGAUGACCCUCAUUACGCGCUCAUUAUGAUGUUAAUUUCGUUCAUAGCAUUGAUGGCUUGCAUCGCUGAGCUUAUUUGCAGAUGUAAAAAGGAAAGCGUUACUUGGCAGUGGAGAGGCAGAGUACCUUGGUUUUAUUGUCCAAAACCGGCAAGCCUUUUUGUAGCCUCUGGGAUAUCAUCGGAUUUGCGUAUGCUUUCCUUCAGUCUGUUGUUACAGCCAUCAAAUAUUCUUUUAUUUCUCGACAUCUUGACGGCCCUAUCAAAACAUGUGUUUUGCCUAUCCUCUUUGCUUUCUGUUUAUCGUGCUCUAGAUAUUUCGAGAAGCCAGGCAGGAACAGAGGAGGAAAGCCCGAUGGGGGCAGUGCCGCUGACCUUGUUCGAGUUCGUGUAGUGCCGUGGCUUACCACGAUCACAAUCAGGAUUUUGCCCCUAAAUUUUGCCCUUUUUUUUUUUUGAAAAGCUGGAAAAAUUUUGCUAUAUUAUCUUGUAAAUUGCUCUCACAUGCUUUCAGCAUAAACCCAUUGUGCUUCCCUUAUGCUUUCGAUGAUUAUAACGAAAGUGUUACU